Penaeus chinensis is the source of this 645-nucleotide messenger RNA. Its product is annotated as rhodanese domain-containing protein CG4456-like. The record is from RefSeq and is a predicted model, not a curated record. Lineage: Eukaryota; Metazoa; Arthropoda; Malacostraca; Decapoda; Penaeidae. The transcript has 4 exons. Gene Ontology annotation, cellular component: mitochondrion. Gene Ontology annotation, molecular function: thiosulfate-cyanide sulfurtransferase activity. Bases 128 to 496 code for a protein of 122 amino acids.
AAAGCAACCUCUGGCAAUGAGAGGUCCAGGUGAGUCGUAGAGAAGUCCGGAUUUUAAGGUGUUAUUAAUGUACGUAGACGCCUCAGUACUAUAGGCUGCGACCCUCGUGACGGAAAAAAAAUCGACAAUGGCAGACAUCGAAUACACCGAGCUUUCUACCAACUUCUCAGACUUGGUGGUGUUCGACGUGAGGAACCGCCAUGAGCUGGAGGAGAAGGGGCAGAUCCUCGGUUCCAACUGCGUCCCGUUUGCAGAGUUGGAGAGCGCAAUGGAAAUGGCUGAGGAUGCAUUUAAGGCUAAAUACGGUCUGAAGAAGCCCACAAAAACCACGCCCAUCAUAACCCACUGUACGAAGGGUGGGCGCGCGAGGAAGGCAGGGGAUCUACUCAAAUCGAUGGGUUACAAUGCAAGGGUUUAUGCUGGUUCCUUUAACGACUGGAAAGCUAAUGGCGGCAGUGUACUUAACCCUGGAAAACCUUACGUUCCUCAGAAUUAAUGGGGGAAAUGGCCUUUGGUCGAGGACUGUACCUCUUAUAAGGAAUUGUAUGCUUGUCUUUUUUUUUUUUUUGCUUCCGGACAACACUCAGUAUUAUGGCAUUUUUUUAUUAUGAUGUUACUGAUGGAAAAUAAAUGCGAAGGAAUGUA